AUGCCAACGGAGCCGCCUUCGGCUGCAGCGCAAGGAGGGCAAGAAACGGAUGUGGUGCCGGCAACUGCACCUCAGUCUGGGGUAGAUUCUUCAAAGAAACCACAGGCAAGCCAAGAGAAGCAACAAGUCUGUCGAUUCUUCAACUCGAAAAGAGGUUGCAAGGCAGGUACCCAAUGCUCCUUUGCGCAUGUACGACAGUCAGAACCGACGACUUCUGAAGCCAAACCUCGAGCGCCAAAGCAGAAAGUGGGACGUGGGGAUGGUCGCGAUGCCGCGACUCCUCAACGACAGUAUGAACCUCGUGUGGACCAGUCCAAGGUCGUAUCUCGACCAGUGACGAAAACAGAACAAGAAGAUCCACGAGUUUUCCAAGUAGGUCAACUGCGUCGUCGCUUUGCUCCUACAGAGGAACAGCUUCGAGAUGCCACCCGUUUCAAGUUCAAACUCGCUCCAAGCGAUCCCGACUUUCCCUUUGAUCUUCCCUUCUUGGAUUGUUCUCUGACCGUACCAUUGUCGUAUCCACAAACCAAGCCAGCUUUGCGUAUAACCAAUUCGGAGAUGCCACGCGGGUUCCAGCUCAAUGUCGAACGAGGAUUCGACCAGAUCAUAGUCGAAUCACCGAACGCGACUCUUCUAGGAGUGUUCAAUCGUCUCGAUAGGCAGCUCGAGACACUUCUUUCCGGUGAAAAGGCAGACACGGUCAAAAUCGUACGGAACACACCAAGAGCCGAAACUCAAGUACAACCUCGACCUGCUGCUCAGGCACCCAAGCCACAGCAGACGGUCACUACACGAAAAGUAGAAACCGCUCCAUCUUUCACCAGUGAACAGAAGUUACAAGCAGAGAAGAAGCGUCAGUCUGAUAUCAGGCAGCUUGUCGCAAGAUUGGGCCGAUUGCCAGGUUUCGUUCAGUCUUCUGACGAUAUCUCGUUCACUAUUCCUUUCCAACCUACGAAGAAGGUACCGGAAGCCUUGAGAAACCAAAAGUCGAUCCGUCUAGUUGUGCCUCAGCUUUACAAUCUACAUCUGCCUCGGAUUGAGGUCGUUGGGAACCACGAUCCUGCAGCGAGAAUGCUUGAGCAAUCGUUCCAAGAAAGAGUAAAGAGUGAGACUAGCUUGAAUUUGCUCGCUCAUAUCAAUUUCUUGACUCAGAAUGCACAUACUAUGUCUGCCACCAGAGGACCAGUCGAUGUCCUUCAUGUUCAAGAAAAGUCUCAGGAAGCACCUAAGGCCGAGGUCGUCGUCCCUGUUUUAGCUCAACCAUCUGGCACUACCGCAGACCAAGAUUCUGACAGACCCCAUAUUCACGUCAUCCCAAGACCCCCGGAAUGGAACGUCAACGACGGACCCGAUGGUUGGAGUAGUGAUGAUUCUUACUCGUACGACAGUGGAGACGAAACAGAAGAAGAGGAUGGCGAUCAGCCAGAGCAACCACCUGCCAAUACGUCCGGGCUCGCUGAGCGCGGAAUCAUGUUAUCAUUCCCCAAUCUGGAGUUGUACGGCUGUGAGCUCUUAGAGCUCGUCUCGCUCAGUAUCACCGUCAAGUGCGAGCGUUGCAAAGACUUGCUUGAUGUUCAGCGUCUGAGAAACAACACAAAGGGAGACGCAAGUGGUAUGCGCGAUGAAAUCUGCAAGAAAUGUGCCAAUACCCUCGCAGUUGGAUUUCGAGCGGACCUAAUCCACCAAAACUCCGUGCGAGCUGGAUAUCUGGAUCUUGACGGUUGUACGGUGGUCGACAUGCUUCCAAGCUACUUCAUCCCGACUUGCUCAGAGUGUUCUACAUCUUAUCCAGCUCCAGGUGUUGUUGGAGUUCGUGGAGACUCAAUUCUAGCCAUCUGUAGGGAAUGUCACAGGAAGAUGAGUUUCCGUAUACCUGAGACCAAGUUCCUGCACGUUAGCACUGCUUCGAUCCGAGCAAGCCGUGCACAGACACGCAGAAAGGUCAAAGAGAACUUGGGCAUCGUUGCUGGACAGGAGCUACCAAGACGCGGUCGUUGCACGCACUAUGCAAAAUCGUAUAGAUGGUUCAGAUUCUCAUGCUGCAGCAAAGUCUAUCCCUGCGAUAGAUGCCACGACGAGGCUGAAUCACAUCCAAACGAACAUGCUAACCGCAUGAUUUGUGGUUAUUGUUCUCGAGAACAAAAUUACAGGCCCGACGACUGCCACUUCUGCCGCUCCAGCCUCAUUGCGAGAGUUGGGCAUGGAUUUUGGGAGGGAGGCAAAGGUACUCGCGACAAAACCCGGAUGAGCAGAAAAGACCCUCGUAAAUAUAAGCGAAGACCGGGUACGAAAGUCGGUGGUAGCUGA
Molecule: messenger RNA, 2307 nt
Organism: Aureobasidium namibiae CBS 147.97
Lineage: Eukaryota; Fungi; Ascomycota; Dothideomycetes; Dothideales; Saccotheciaceae
Exons: 10
Coding region: 1-2307 (768 amino acids)
Biological process (GO): protein ubiquitination; ubiquitin-dependent protein catabolic process
Cellular component (GO): nucleus
Molecular function (GO): ubiquitin protein ligase activity; zinc ion binding
Source: RefSeq, a predicted model, not a curated record